AUGUUGUUUGAAGACUUGCGGUUCAUUCAUGAGGAUUUGGAGAGGCUAGAGCAGGCCGUCACCGAUCGCGUGGCCGAGAAUCCCUCAAAUAUUCGACAACGUCUUGCCCGCGAUCAUGAAGUUGCUAAAUUCCUAGCGAGAAUCGAGGAGCAGUCCCAGCGCCUCUCGGAGAUUUAUAACGAUACGGAUAAACUGCUCGAAAAGGAAGCACAGGCAAUUUCGACCGGAGAUCAAUUCGAAGAGUUUUACAAGCAGCUGGAUGGAAUCAAGGACUUCCACAAGCGGUACCCGAACGAACCAAUUGAGAACCUCGAGCGCGUAUACAAACGACGUCAACCCGGUGAGGUAGAGGCGCCUCGCGUUGACGUGGAUACUAUGUUUACCGGCGAGGAAGCAUUUGGACAAUUCCUAGAUCUUACUAUGAUUCACGAACAAUACCUGAAUCUUCCGGGUGUGAAGCGACUGGCGUACACCCAAUACCUCGGCGUCUUCGACGUCUUCACGCCACCUACCAUGAACAUUAAACGAAAAGAUAAGGUUUCCGACAAGUACUUCCGGUACGUCGGCGAACUUGCCAGCUAUCUUGAAGGGUUCAUCAAACGGAUUCGUCCCUUGCAGGAUCUCGAUAAGUUAUUUGGGUCUUUUGACGAAGAGUUCGAGAAGCAAUGGUCUGCGAAGGAGGUCCCGGGAUGGGAGAGCGAGAAGGCAGAGAACGGUGCCACUGGCCCACAAACACAGGGAACGGGAGCCGGAAUCUGGUGUGCGGACUGUGAAAAGGAAUUCACGAACGAGAACGUCUACCGGAAUCACUUGACUGGCAAGAAGCACAUUCGGGCUGCCGAGGCGAAGAAGGCUGCUGGUGCAUCAGGCGAGCAGUCUACAGCACCCAUGAGUCUGGGAUCUUCCUUCAGCUUCAAAGAGCGAGCAGUCGCCGAGCGCGAGCACCGUAUUCGAUGCCUGUCGAAGGAGCUCGAGUCAAAUCGGAAAGCAACUCGGGACAACGUUGAACGCAGACAGGCUAUGACAGACAAGGAGCGACAAGCUGAUAACGAAGCUAUGAUGGCUGAUCCGGAGGAAUAUAUGCAGGGUGGCGAUGGAGAUCAGUCGGAUGAUGAGGAUGCGGACAGGCUUUACAAUCCCUUGAAGCUGCCGCUGGCCUGGGAUGGCAAGCCCAUUCCAUACUGGCUGUACAAGUUGCAUGGCCUCGGUACUGAAUAUCCGUGCGAAAUUUGCGGUAACUUUGUCUACAUGGGUCGUCGGGCUUUUGACAAGCAUUUCUCCGAAGCUCUGCACAUCUAUGGACUGAAGUGUUUAGGUGUCACAUCUAACACUAACCUGUUCCGUGAGAUUACUCGCAUUGAUGAUGCUGUGCGACUUUGGGAGAAACUUGAGCAAGAUCGCAAGAAGGAGCGCGAUUCCCGCGACAACGUCGUGCAGAUGGAGGAUGCUGAGGGCAAUGUCAUGCCGGAGAGGAUCUACCUUGAUCUUCAAAAACAGGGCAUUCUCUAA
This is a messenger RNA of Penicillium daleae, 1509 nucleotides long. RefSeq names its product SF3a splicing factor complex subunit PRP9. Gene Ontology annotation, molecular function: RNA binding. The record is from RefSeq and is a predicted model, not a curated record. NCBI's taxonomy places the organism in Eukaryota, Fungi, Ascomycota, Eurotiomycetes, Eurotiales, Aspergillaceae. Gene Ontology annotation, cellular component: spliceosomal complex. Bases 1 to 1509 code for a protein of 502 amino acids. Gene Ontology annotation, biological process: mRNA splicing, via spliceosome. The transcript is spliced from 3 exons.